AUGGCCCCAUUUCUGUUCAACCAGUAUUUGCGUUUGCCUCACUGGUCUGCUCCCCCAGCGCCAUAUCCAUUACCACGCGAUGGCGAAUCUUCUGAAUCUUGUACCAACUCUAACGCAGGCAUACAUGAAUCGGUUGAUCCACGUGCAGCCUCUUGCUGUUGCCCCAUCUCAAGCCAUCUCGGAAUUUCACACUCCGCCUCGAGUUCAUCUUCUCAUUCUCUACCAAAUUCCCCAAUCGGUUCGCCUUCCCCACGCUCCCCCACUCAGUCCUCUAACUCUAAUGAAUUUCGACCAACUUGCUCCACUUUUCGGCCAAUUCCUCCCAAGCCUACAUUUGCGUCCAGGAUUACCUGGAGCCCUGGGUUAAAAUGGCCGAGCAGCGGUCAUGUUGAGUUUUGCAAUGUCUCUUUACGUUAUCCUACGAGUGUUUUAAGUAAUCAGAUGAUGUCAGACGCCGCUGUAGCUGCUACAGGAGCAUUUGAGGCUGAAUCACAAUGGCAGCAUCGCCAUCCUUUAUUUGAAACUCACGCCUCUACGUCCACUCGACAAAGGGAAGAGGAGGUUCAACCGACUACUUCAGCUGCAUCCCAUGCUACUUUUACGUAA
Protopolystoma xenopodis is the source of this 606-nucleotide messenger RNA. Lineage: Eukaryota; Metazoa; Platyhelminthes; Monogenea; Polystomatidea; Polystomatidae. The record is from the annotation of a GenBank genome assembly.